GACUUCUCCCUUGGAGCUUCUGUGCCGAGAAUCCGAUGUUGGGCUCGGCUGCCUGGCUGAAAACAGCAGAUCAGCCCAUGAAAACGUCUAUUCCCAGCCAAAGGAAGGAGUCCAGCAAAAGGCAGCACCUCCUCUUUCAGGCUUGGAAGCAAGAAAGGGGGCAAGAGUUGGAGAGUGUGGAAUCUGAAAAGACAACUGAAAGGUGACAUUUAAGUUAAAGAUGGGUGGUGGAGAAAGAUUCAACAUUCCAGUUCCCCAGUCUAGAAAUACCACCAAGAACCAUCAACAACUUAAAACCAGGCAGAAGAAUAAAGACCAGAACUCGCAGAUGAAGACCUACAUGAAGAAAGAGAGAGGACAUGGGUGCAACUCGUCAUCUGGUGCAUGGCAGGCCAUGCAAAAAGGGGGAAAGAACAACGUUCAUUUCCCCAAUAACCAAAAUUGGAGUCCUACCUUAGCGAAUCGGAACCUGUUCUUCGCACCUCAAGCCAACCAGAACUACGCUGGAGCAAAAUUCAGCGAGCCGCCCUCGCCAAGCGUUCUACCUAAGCCUCCGAGCCACUGGGUACCUGUUUCUUUUAAACCUUCCGAUAAAGAGAUGAUGACGUUUCAGCUUAAAACGUUACUUAAAGUCCAGGCUUGA
This is a messenger RNA of Apaloderma vittatum (bar-tailed trogon), 643 nucleotides long. It is a transcript of the gene PNRC2, whose product is annotated as proline-rich nuclear receptor coactivator 2. Bases 221 to 643 code for a protein of 140 amino acids. NCBI's taxonomy places the organism in Eukaryota, Metazoa, Chordata, Aves, Trogoniformes, Trogonidae. Gene Ontology annotation, cellular component: nucleus; P-body. Gene Ontology annotation, biological process: nuclear-transcribed mRNA catabolic process, nonsense-mediated decay. The record is from RefSeq and is a predicted model, not a curated record. The transcript is spliced from 2 exons.